Patiria miniata (bat star) is the source of this 2907-nucleotide messenger RNA. RefSeq names its product ubiquitin carboxyl-terminal hydrolase CYLD-like. The transcript is spliced from 9 exons. Bases 643 to 2907 code for a protein of 754 amino acids. Lineage: Eukaryota; Metazoa; Echinodermata; Asteroidea; Valvatida; Asterinidae. The record is from RefSeq and is a predicted model, not a curated record.
AGGAUUUUCCUGAGUUCAAGAUUUAAUAAAAGCAGAGUUUGCUGGGGAUUGUAGUUGAAUACCAGACGUUUUGAACGGGAUGCCGCUAAUUGCCGUGACUUAUCUGGUGGUACAAGCCAAAGUUCAACUUCGACUGAGUGCUGGCAUGCCCAUACACAUAAUCCGAAUAACGCCCUCUGUUGUAUUAAAUGCAUUACAUCAGGGUAUUCCCCUUGUACUUGUGGAGUCCAGGCAACCUUACAAGAUUCAUCAGAUGAAAGUUGCAUUACAUACAAAUGUACACCAUGUACGCUGCUCGCAACAUGGCAGCUCGCAACAGCGGCAGCACUUGACAGCAGAAAUGUAAUGAAUCCUGGCAGAAAUACUGCAGCAACAAGCAUAACAGCAACAGGCAGAGUUACCAGAAUCACAGCAGCAGCUUUAGCUGCUGCGCAUUCUAGUCGGAGUGGCAAGGCAGGUGGAUAUCCGAUGCCUGGAAAAGGGUCUUCAGCUACUGGGCCAGGCAUUAGCAGAGAUAUGCUAGAGCCACUGGCUCAACAGCCGUAGCCACUCGAGGAGUCACAGGAAACGUUGCCUCAACACUAACAACCAAGCCAUCCUCGUCUGUUUACCACUUCUACCACCAUCUCUGAAGCCUCUACAAUGGCUGAACCAGUAUGCUUCAUUCUUCUUGUGGACAAAGAAGUACAAGGCUCGGCAAGCGACUCGCUUUUAAAUCAGCGUCAUGCACUUUCUUCCAAGAGAAUUCUCAAAGGCUCCUUGCUUCAAGGUUACGAGGUGCCACCAGUUGGAGGCCAAAGUUACGGAGACGUAGUCAAAGGCAGUAACAGGGCAGAUACGAAACAAUUUGUAGUCAAACCGCUGAGUGGAGACAUGCAGUUUCAAUGCAGCAGCUGGGAAAUUGGCCGAAUCACAGUUCCAGAGAGGGAUCUUCUGCGGACUAUUGCCACAAACUCAGAUCGCUUUAAUAUUUACCAGGAUAUGAACCUCUUACCGUAUGCACUAGGCCUGAAGGAAGGGUCACUGGUGAAAGUGAGACAUAGAAACCACAGCACCUCACCAUAUGAGGAAGUUGCUGCCCUCGUUCAGUACAUCGGGCCAUUGUCUGAAACGGAAAUGGGAACACAAUUUGGUUUGGAACUGAUGGAUGAUGCUUACAGAGGCCAAGGAACGUCAGAUGGGGUCCUUGGAAAGUGCCGUUACUUCCAGACAGAUCCUGAUUGUGCCGUCUUUGUGCCAAUCAGCAAACUGGUCCCACCGUCCACGUCGCAGGGAGCCUCUUAUCUGUACAAGAACGUCUCAUUAUCAAAACAGGAGCUGCCCAAUCAGCCAUCAGAACUGACGAGUGUCGGGGAUAUUAAAAAGGGGACGACUGUAUACUUGCAAGUUGGUAAUGGCAUGAGAAGGGGAAGAGUUGUCUAUAUGAUUGUCCCGCAUAAGGAGACUGAGCCUCAUGCUGUCGUGGAAAUGCCCAAACAAGAUGGUGAUCGGAUGUGGAAUGGAAUGCACAAGGGGUAUCAUGUGUACACUCCUAGAAAUGGUGUAAUCACAACGUUUGUACCGGUCAGUGAUGUGACAACACAUGCCCCCGAAGCAUCCCAAGCACACAAGACAGAUACAAGCAGAGUUGCCAGAAGUACAACAGCAGCUUCAGCUGCUGCACCGUCCAGAAGUGAAUCAGCCACUGGGAAAGGGGCUGCUGGCACCAUCCCUGGAGCCUCUACACUGGCCGAACCAACAUGCUUCAUUCUUCUUGUGGACAAAGAAGUACAAGUCUCGGCAAGCGACUCGCUUUUAGAUUGGCGUCAUACACCUUUUUCCAAGAGAAUUCUCAAAGGCUCCUUGCUUCAAGGUCAUGAAGUGCAUGUUGGCAUGGUUGGAGGCCUGAGUUAUGGAGAUGUAGUCAAAGGCAGUAAGAGGGCAGAUGCGAAACGAUUUGUAGUCGAACCGCUCAGUGGGGACAUGCAGUUUCAAUGCAGCAGCUUGGAAAUCGGCCGAAUAACAGGUCUAGAGAGGGAUCUUCUGCGAGCUAUUUCUGUGAACUCAGAUCGCUUUAAUAUUUACCAGGAUAGUGACCUCUUACCGUAUGCACAAGGCCUGAAGGAAGGGUCGCUGGUGAAAGUGAGACAUAGAAACGACAGCGUCUCACCCUAUGAGGAAGUUGCUGCUCUCGUUCGGUACAUCGGACCGUUGUCUGAAACUAAAAUGGGAACACAAUUUGGUUUGGAACUGAUGGAUGAUGCUUACAGAGGCCAAGGAACGUCAGAUGGGAUCUAUGGAAAAUGUCGCUACUUCCAGACAGAUCCUGAUUGUGCCGUCUUUGUGCCAAUCAGCAAACUGGUCCCACCGUCCACGUCGCAGGGAGCCUCUUAUCUGUACGAGAACGUCCCGCGAUCAAAACAGGAGCUGCCCAAUCAGCCAUCAGAACUGACGAGUGUCGGGGAUAUUAAAAAGGGGACGACUGUAUAUUUGCAAGUUGGUAACAGCAUGAGAAGGGGAAGAGUUGUCUAUAUGAUUGUCCCGCAUAAGGAGACUGAGCCUUAUGCUACCGUGGAAAUGCCCAAACAAGAUGGUGAUCGGAUGUGGAAUGGAAUGCACAAGGGGUAUCAUGUGUACACUCCUAGAAAUGGUGUAAUCACAACGUUUGUACCGGUCAGUGAUGUGACAACACAUGCCCCCGAAGCAUCCCAAGCACACAAGACAGAUACAAGCAGAGUUGCCAGAAGUACAACAGCAGCUUCAGCUGCUGCACCGUCCAGAAGUGAAUCAGCCACUGGGAAAGGGGCUGCUGGCACCAUCCCUGGAGCCUCUACACUGGCCGAACCAACAUGCUUCAUUCUUCUUGUGGACAAAGAAGUACAAGUCUCGACAAAGAAUUCUCAAAGGCUCCUUGCUUCAAGGUCAUGA